Molecule: messenger RNA, 6308 nt
Organism: Pygocentrus nattereri (red-bellied piranha)
Lineage: Eukaryota; Metazoa; Chordata; Actinopteri; Characiformes; Serrasalmidae
Product: C2 domain-containing protein 2
Exons: 15
Coding region: 477-2615 (712 amino acids)
Source: RefSeq, a predicted model, not a curated record
GGAACUGAAAGGAGGGGACAGGACUGAGUAUCUGGUGCUUUCCUCCUCUCCCAGCUGGAGGAAGUGAGGCGGUGAUUUCCAGCCGAGGACGAAGCUGAUUCGCCUGCUACGUAUUCGAAUUUCCCCGUUCCACCUUAAACGGCUCCACCUUAAAAAAAAAAAGAAAAGAAAAAGUCUUGUUCAAAAUUUCUUAAAAAGUUCCAUCUUAAAUCCUGGUUACAAGUUUCCCGUUCCACCUUAACUGAAUGUAAGCGCCGCACUAUUUAAGGUGGAACGGGGAAAACGAGCAAGACGCUGGCGAAUAGGAAGCCAGCCUCAGCCUCGUCAGCAGACGGGCGCUCGUCGGCGGGGUGGAAGCAGCUCGCGGCAGGAGCGUCUGCGGGGUAAAGGGAAUAUCCCGAGAUGGAGAGCUAAACCGCGCCGUAUCUCGGGCUCUGGCUUGGUUCUGUAGCGCUCUGUUGACCCGCACGGCCACAAUGUCGUCCGCAGAAAGUUUGCUGGACCUGCAGUGGCUCUGUGUGCUCACCCUCUUCAUGGCCUCCGUGGUGACUCUGCUGCUCUACUUCGUGCAGUACUUCUCGCGUUUCUCUCCUCCUGGGAGCCGAGCGGAGACCGAGGAGGACUCGGGGGAGGCAGAGGAGCUUCUGUGCUGGACGCUGGGGCUGAAGAGCUGGAGGAGUGAAUGGAGAAGAGCCUGGUUCAGAGCUUUAAACCAGUCUAAAGCAGAGGGGCACGUCCAGCUGACUUUUGAAGAAGACGGUGUGCAAACGUCAGAACUGACCGUGGGCCGCAUUUCGAGCUUUAGCAGAUCAGCAGGACAGAAGAAUGUGCAGUGUGCCAUGUCCGGAGAACAGCUGCAGUUUUCUCUCAGCGCCUCUCGAAACGCAGCCCCCACAGAGACCCCCCUGAGAUACAGCGUCAAAAUAUCCCCCCUACAGCUGCAGCUGGCCCUGCAGCUGAGGGAGGUUGAUGGGCAGGUGCAGGUUACCUGGGCAGUGGAACACCUGGACUGUGCACACAUACGGCUCACACCCAGUUACACACAGCAGGGAGUGUGUGCAGGUCUGAGUGAAGCUGAGGUGAUGGCGAGACUCCGGAAGGUUCUGAGUGACACUCGUCCGUCUGUAAAUCUGAGCAGCCGGCCUGCACAGCCUGGAGAGGUGCAGGAAGUCAGGAGCAGGACCCCCCCACUGACCUCCCCACCGAAACCCCCUCGAGCACACGAGUGGAAACUGUUAGUGAAGAACAUCCGGGUCACGUGCAUGGAGGAGGACGCUGCAGGCAGCGUGAGUCCUCAGUGUGUUCUCCAGUUGGAUGACCCUCCUCAGAAACUGACCAGUUCAGCGUUGGCCGACACACGCACCCCAUCCUGGGAGCAGCCGUUUAUAUUUGAACUGAGCGGCAAAUCCAAGGAGCUGAACAUCCAGGUGUUGGAUAGCAAGAGCAUUCCGGAGAGCGGCUUGCUCGGUCAGGUUUGUGUUCCCUUUGAUCUGGUGAAGAGGCAUCCUCGUGGUCAGCAGACAUUCGCUCUGAUGAACAACGACCAAGUGACCGGCUCUCUGACUUCUGAGUUUACAUACCUGGAACCCAGUGAGGUGCGCACCUGGCAACCACCCACACCGGCCCCUUCUAAGCGGGUGGAGAUGGACCGGACGGUGAUGCCCUGUGGUACCGUGGUAACCACCGUCACUGCAGUGAAGAGCAGACCAGGACGGCCACUGCCCCCAGAAACUCCAUCCAAAUCCAAGCUGUCGGAGAGGAGAGUGUCCGAGCAGCCCUCGAAGCUCGGAGCCAAAGUCAGCAAAGCUUUAUCAUCAUCAGAUACAGAGCUGCUGAUGCUGAAUGGGACGGAUCCUGUCGCCGAAGCCGCCAUCAGACAGCUCUACGAGUCGGCCAAACAGAAACACAAAUCUCCGGUCAAGAAGAGCACCAUUAUCAUCUCUGGAGUGACAAAGGCUCCUCUGUCCCAGGAUGAGGAAAUGGCUCUGAUGGCUGGUUAUGCUGCUGCCAUGGAUGCUUCCAUGUCUGGAGCAUCUGACAACAUGAAAAAUGAUGAGGAAAUGACCUUGUCUGAGCCGGCGGCUGACCCCACUGCGUCGGACGUCUCGGACCCCCUAGAGGGUCCCAGCACGGCAGGGCAGGAGGACUGGGAGAGCCAGGCAGGAGAAGAUCCAGACGCUGAUAAAACAUCUCUGUCCCUCUGCAUGUCUGAGACCGGCUCCAAAAAGGGGAAAGAGGAGAGCAGUGAUAAGCAGACAGUUUUGCUGGCCGAGCAGCUUCCUGCACAAGAGCGCCAAGCUGUUCUUCAGGAGGAGGCACCAGAGGAAGGAGCCGGGCAUGAGCCAGUCCCACAACGACCUGCAGUACCUGGAGCAGCCGCCGGACGUCUCGGCAGUGUCCGAGAGGGAGAAGAGGACGGCCACUUUCCGGAAAAUCAUCAACCGCAAACUUCUGCCCAAGAGCAAGAACAAAGCCAACGGGACGGCGAGGGAGCCGCCUUCGUGACCCGGUCCGACCGGUCGGAGAGCGCAGAUGGUGUGAGCUGUGUGCCGCUGCCGCUCUCUCGAGGCAGACGUGUCCAGUACGGCACCGAGUGCUGCUCUGCAGAGUUUUAACACGGGGGGGGUUGGGGGGUCCCUGAUCACGCCUGGCACACGAAGGGUUAACAGGUUAUAACACAGAAGGAAUGUGUUGUUAAUUAACACGUCGUUUUUUAGAGUGAUGCCGUCCUCGUCCUCAUCCUCAUCCUCAUCCUCGCUCCCUCUCUACCUCUGUCCAGCCACUCUUCUCCUCUCAAACCUCGCCAGCGUCGCCUCCCCCCUCACACACGUUUAGAAGACCCCCUCACGCUCAGCGCGUUUCCCCCGCGGUUUGGUUAAUCAUGCUUAUUUUGUCGAGAGCCUCCUGUGAGACAGUGACCAGAGUCGCCACUGCCCCGCAGCCCCCCCGCUCGUUACCUGUAAACAACAUCUCCCCACUCUCACACUCCUGUCACACCACUCCAGCAGGGCUUAUGCUGCACCCAGGCUCCCAUAUAGAACCAGAAACACUCAGAGAACCAUCUGCAUGGUGAGAUGGUUCUUCAGAUCGAUGGAGAAUGUGUGGUAUAUGAUUCUCAUGAAGCACCAAAAAAUGUUCUGCUGCUGUUAGGAUGUAAAGCUUGUGACAAUAGAAGAACCGUUUUAGUGCAUUUUAAAAAGGUUCUAUGUAGAACCAUGUAUAGCACAGCACCUUCUCCAUUCAUCUGAAGAACCUUUUCACCAUGCAGAGAACCCUUUAAGUAUGCAAGUGGUUCUUUGGUUCUACAAAGCAUUUUUUUGGAAAUGGUUCUGUGUGGCUCCAAAUAAGGGUUCUGCCGCAGUUACUAUGUCAAGCUUGUAUAAACAGUGGAACCCUUUUUGGUGCUAUAUAGAACCAUUUUCUAUACUGAAGGACUGUGUACCAAAAAAGAGAGGAGACAGAGGGUUAAGGAACCUGCUGCGCUGGUGAGACACGUUCUCCCUCUGAUGGCACUUCAACUCCAGACUAUAAAACAUAAAAUAAUCUGCAGAUACUCAUCGGCAGGUGUGUAGCCUACAUGCUAAUCCAGCUGCUGUGCUAAUCCAGCUGCUGAUGGUUAUUUCAUUAUAUUUUAUGUCCCGUUUUCAUAUCAACUGCACUCACUAUAUCACAGAAUGAGUCCAGAGACUCUGGAGAAAGAUAAACACUGGUCCACAUUCUAGUCUGCAUGCUAGUCCACAUUCUAGUCUACAUGCUAGUCUACAUCCUUGAUCCGAGUCUACAUGCUAACCCACAUGCUUCUUUACAUGCCAGUUUACAUGCUAGUCCACAUUCUAGUCUACAUGCUAGUCCACGUGCUAGUCCACAUCCUUGAUACUAGUCCACAUGCUAACCGACAUGCUUGUUUACAUGCCAGUCUACAUUCUAGUCUACAUGCUAGUCAACAUUCUAGUAUAUGUGCCAGUCUACAUGCUAGUCCACGUGCUAGUCCACAUCCUUGAUCCUAGUCCACACGUUUACCCACAUGCUUGUUUACAUGCCAGUCUACAUUCUAGUCUACAUUUUAGUCUACAUGCUACUGUUCAGCUUCCAGUGGGACGUCUUUUAUAUCCGACGCGAGCGUCACCUGUGGCCUUUUAACCUCUGGGAAUGCCGAUGGCUGUCGUUAGCAUUAGCGCUGAGGUCAGGGCAGGGCGUGGCUUUAGUCUCGAGGGAAAACACGUUAAAACCUCGGCGAAUCCGGGUUUGGGGAAGGACAUCGUGCUUUGGUGAAGAGCGUUGUGAGGUCAGCGUGUUCAGCCCUGCCCCCGGGAGGGGGCAGUGCUAUAGUACUGAAAAUAUUGGGACGUUUUUUGUCCGAACGCAGACGUUCUUUAUUUCUUAAUAUUAUUUUUAACGGUAUGUAAAAGUGACGCUUUCUUGCUUGGGCUAGAUGUUUAACGGCCUCAUGGAGUCGAGCUUGACCACAACAUAAACCCUGAGUGAGUCCUCAGCUUCUGCAGCGGCACCUGCAGCUUACUGACCGCUUCACAAGGCUAAUCGCGCUCUCGGGUCAGUGCAGCCAUGUGACUUUACAGUGAUAGCAGUGAUUUAGAGCGGGUUAGCCAGAGGAUAGUGGCCCACUGGCGGUCCACUGGCGGGUCACUGGCGGGCCACUGGCGGGUCACUGGCGGGCCACUGGCGGUCCACUGGCGGGCCACUGGCGGGCCACUGGCGGGCCACUGGCGGGCCACUGGUGUUUUGCUCAUUUUCCACUCACAGUCCAGUUUACUGACUUUUCCCUCCUUCAUUUCUUUAGUUACGCUUUGUGAAUUAGUUUGGUGAUUUUAGUCGAGCUCAGCGUCAACAACACUCGCUAAAAAUCCUUUUAUAUCCAGCCGUUACUUUUUUCUCUCUCAGUUGUUUAUAAUAUUAGUUUAUUUGGUUUAUUUUCCAAAAUAAAAGUCUCUCUGCAUUUAAAAUCAGUUUGGGGAGAUUAGAAACGAAUUAGAUCUUGUAUGCAGAACAGUAAUCUGGGUGGUCCGAGGGGGGAGCAGUGGUGUGCCGACCUCAUCGAGCCAGCGGACCGACAGAUGCGCUCCGUCUGGGGCCUCGUGAGACCGAGGGUGAGAAUGAGGAAGCGUGAGGUAUUUGAUAAGCGAAAUGGUCAAAUAUCCCAGGACAGCGGGAUUUUUCCUCAAAUGAGUUUUUUUUUGUUACUUACACUUUAAAUUUCUCAAUAUUGUUUGGUUUGAACUGUUUUUAAUCCAUCUAGAGUGUAUAUAAACAGAAUUCUGAUGAUUAUCAUUCCUUUUUUAUUUUAUCACUCAAACCCUCACUAAUGAUCCGCGCGGGAUUGUGAGCGUAACUGUUAACCAAAGGAUGUAAAACACUACUCCAGGGCAUUUGGAGUGAACUCCGCUCCGUAAGCUAGGCGUCUCCAGCUUAGACGUUCUUUAUUUUCUUUGAGAGCUUUAACGAGACAGUCUGAGCGUCACAGACUGCAGUUCUGAGUGCUUUGUUUGUUUGAUUGUUUGUCUGUUUGUUUGUUUGUUUUUGUUUGGUCAUAAACCCUGUACACUAAGGCAGGUGAGUCCAGCACAGCCUGACUGAUCUACCUGCUCUAGCACACCUGUUGGGGGGUAAAAAUGUGAUAAAUAGGCAUAUUUUUAUAAAAUAAUCAUAAUUACUGCCAUAGAAAGCUCCCCCUUGUGGAGAUCUGCAGCCAGAACAGGCCAUUUAUGUGUGUUAUUGAGCCAAAAGCUACAAACUGUUCAUGAGGUUUUUGUGAGAUUGUAUCAGAAUUUUAUCAAACAUGUUUAUGAAACAGUAAUUUCACCUUCAGCUUCCAGUAUUUUGGUCUCCCAUUCAGAGAGAGAGGAGUCUGGUCUUGUAUGGCUGGAAAUAACUGCCCAGCGGUGUUGCCAGGGUGGAGACGAGUGACCAGACCCUCCUAUAAGGACUUGGACGCAGCUCGGAUUGUAGCCGUUAGUUACACACUUAGAAAAGGGUUCUUCAGUAAAGGCAGUGGUUCUACUUCGAACCAUGCGUUCUAUGUAAUAUCAUUUGCAUGCUUAAGAGGUUCUCUGCAUGGUGCAGUCGUUCUUGAGAUUGAUGGAGAAUAUGAUGUACAUGUAGAACCUUUUCAAAAAUGGUUCUAUAUAGUUCCAAAAAAGUGUGCUAUUGUGAGAGUUUCAAGCUUGCAACAGUAGAAGAACCCUUUUGGUGCUGUAUAUAACCAUAUAAAAAUAUUAAGCAGGCAGAUAUCGCCCCCUAUGCUUCCUGUAGUGUAUUACAGUCUAUCAGAAUUCAAAUGUAAUGUUUAAUCC